Molecule: messenger RNA, 1377 nt
Organism: Acanthamoeba castellanii str. Neff
Lineage: Eukaryota; Discosea; Longamoebia; Acanthamoebidae
Product: copine, putative
Exons: 13
Coding region: 1-1377 (458 amino acids)
Biological process (GO): cellular response to calcium ion
Cellular component (GO): plasma membrane
Molecular function (GO): calcium-dependent phospholipid binding
Source: RefSeq, a predicted model, not a curated record
AUGAUGCAAGGUUCGGCGGGUAUGGUCGAAGCGCCCAGCAGGGAGUUCAACCCCGCCACUGGUGGAUGGAGGGAGGUCGGCCGCACUGAAUGGCAGAAGAACCAGUCGAACCCGAACUUUGCGCAGGUGGUGCCCCUCGACUACUGGUUCGAGAAGGCCCAGAAGCUGCGCUUUGACGUGUAUGACGUCGAUAAGCCCCAUGGCUCGCUCUCCAGGCAGGACAACCUGGGAGAGGCGGUCAUCAACCUGGGCGACAUCCUCGGCAGCCCGGGUGGCGUAGCGACACGCGACCUCAAGAAUCCCGAUCAUCCGGCGCGUCGGAUUGGUGACAUCAUCGUUGCCGCGGAGGAGGUCAACUCUGAGGCGGCCAAUUCCAUCGUCACCUUUCGGUUCACCGGAUCGCACCUCGACAAGAAGGAUUUGUUUGGCAAAUCCGACCCCUGGUUGGAGAUCCACCGCAACAACAUUGAGAACGGCCAAUGGACCCUCAUCCAUAAGACCGAGGUCAUCAAGAAAACGCUAGACCCUGCGUGGUGCCCCUUUGAAUUGGACUGCUCCAAGCUGUGCCAGGGAGAUUUCAACCGCCAACUCCUCUUCAAGGUUUAUGAUUGGGACGCAGAUGGUAGCCACGACCUCAUUGGACUCGCCAACGCCACGCUGAAUGAACUGCUGCAGGGCAAGCGUCAGCUGCCGCUGAUCGAGCCCGACAAGCAGAGGAAGAAGAAGGGCUACACCAACUCAGGAGUACUCAACAUUGUCCAGCUGGACCUGCGCAAGAAUCACAGCUUCCUGGAAUAUGUCGCUGGUGGCUGCCAGCUUCGCCUCGCGAUUGCUAUCGACUUUACCGCUUCAAAUGGCGAUCCUACGAGUGCUCGCUCGCUGCAUUACCGCGAUCCCUCGGGCCAACCCAACGAGUACAUGAAGGCGAUCAUGGCUGUUGGAGAAAUUCUUGCGUCCUACGACCAGACUUCGCGCUUCCCGACCUACGGAUUUGGAGCCAAGAUUCCGCCGACCGCUACGACCUCGCAUUGCUUCCACGUCAACAUGGACCCUACCAACCCCGAGUGCGUCGGUAUCAGUAACGUGAUUGGUGCCUACACGCACUCCCUCAGCCACGUCAAACUCUCUGGACCCACCAACUUCAGUCCCAUCAUCAAGCAAGUGGCCGAACUGGCAAGGCAGACGCCCCCUCAGCAGCAGGUCUACUGGACGCUCCUCAUGAUCACUGACGGAGCCAUUUCGGACAUGGACACCACGAUGGCGGAGAUCGUCAACGCUUCCGAUCUGCCCAUUUCUUUGAGUUUGUCUGCCGCCUUCCCGCCCACAACGUUCCUGCUCCGCUUGGCGUGUGACUCACCCCACCUGAACAACCCUUAG